AUGGCUGCUACUCAGGCCUUUUUGGCCAAUCGAGUGUCUCAAGGAAACCUAUCCGCCUCCGCCGCCGCCGCCGCCCUCCGAGCAAUGUCCCCGCCUCCAACACCUGUCGCCGAUGUCCAGACCAAGCGAAUGCAGAGGCGGUCAUCGAGUGCUUCCGGGUCCCCGGCAAAUGCCUCUAGAGGUCGUUCAAGAGGUGGGCUAGAUAGAACAUCAAGUUCAGGCUCUAUGACAGAGAGGACCUUUCGAAGUCCAUCACCAGGUCGUCCCACUACGCCCUCUGGUCCUGGUGUAGCUCCGCCUGUUCCCCAACUGCCGGCAGACAUCCCACCUGUUCCCAAACUGCCGGACAGGUCUUCGAAACGCUCUCUGAGCCUGGAUACCUACGCCUCGAAAAAGCAGAAUCCUACCCCACAGCAUACACCUGCAAACGACCCUCAAAGCAUAUCAAAAGCCGCGGCAGCGAUCAGUGUCGGACAACAUGCACAGGUCGGAAAUGGAAAUGUGGCUCAACGUGCCGACAGCAGAAACUCUGUCAACUUUUCACGGCCUCUCUCGCCCUCGCCGCAAUCACCGGCCAGUCCUGUAGGUGGUCAACGGUCCAACCGCAACGGAAUUUCUGGGCCGGAGGCAGAGAAUGUGCAGUACAGCGUCACGGCCGCAGCGCAGCAGCCCGUGAAGAAAAAGAAAAAGAAGGUCGCACCCCGGUCUUCUGAGGGGAGUCAUCUCCAAAGCGGCAGUAUGGCUAGUAGGCCCGUAUCGACACCUCUCGCCCCCGAUCCAGAAAUGCCUCCCGUAGCCGCUGCGGUCGAGCCGAAGGAGAAGAAAAAGAAAGUUGCGUUGACCGGUCAGAAUUCGCAUUUCCCGCAGUCUUCAGAUGCAGCGUCGUCGAAUCAGGAUUCAGAUUCGUCCCCUGAGCAUACACGCCGUGCGCAGCGAGCGGCGGGACACCUUGCCAAACAACCGUCGAUUGUGAGGGAGGACUGGGAGGGUGAGCAAGAGCAGCAGCUAUCCGAAGCUCAGGAAAGGGAGCAACAAGGGCUCAGUCCUGUGGCUAGUCCAGCAGCUACUGUACAAAGUAAGAAGCUGACGGCCGCGAAUAUGUCCAGAAAAAUUGAAGAGCCGAUCACGCCUACACCAAAAUCCCAGCCAUCACCGCUGGAGGCCUACCAGGAUGUGACAGAAGCUCCUGCAGAGGCAGGCACCAGCCACCUGACCGUACAACAGCCACAAGUCAGCCGAAACAGCUCCAUCAGCCCUUCGAGAUCGACUCGGUUCUCGGAAGAGCCAUCGGAUCUUGCGGCCGGGAGGAAGCACGAACCACUGCCUCGGUCGGUGUCGCCUGUAAAAUCGGCUCUGAAGCAUCAUCACCCCUCGACGGUGGAUGACCGCCUCAGCAAGCCUCGUGGAUCGAGUGCGACUCCGAGCGAUGCGUCUGACUCAAACAGGUCAGCCGAUGGUUCAGUCCGGCGGCAAAAGAGCGUGAGGGUCAGUUUUGAACCGGAGCCAGAGGUCGUUGGCGUUGCUGCUGAACCACAAAGUACCGACAGUCCGGUGAUUCAGAGUCCUCAGGCCAAAGAAACGAAGAAGCGAGGCUUCUUUGGUUUAGGAAGCAGUAAACCGGCACUUACGACGAUACCAUCCGAAGACAAUUUGGAUGAACACAUGCAGCCAAGGCCGCAGCUGCCCUCCUUCGGCAGCAUAAGAAAUAGGCAACGACGGGUCGAUUCCUCGGACUCUGUUGAGGUUGCCCCUACGGCGGACAAGCUGCUCUCCUCUCCCAGCCAGAUCUCCUCGACUUCGUCGGAUGGCUCAUCGAGCCCAGAUAUUCCGGCACAAGAUCAAGGAUCGUCGAGUGAUCAUGCGAUUGGUGCUAUCCUGUCCCGAAACGCUGCUCAGAAGUCCAUGCCCCAAGACCCACUUUUGCCUCUGCCGCCGGUAGUCACUUCUGUAGAAGGCGGUGGUUACAUGUCUGAUACCGAGAGUGACAUUACAGUGGAAGAAAUCCAGCCGCAGGUGCAAUCAUCAGUUUCCGCCGAGAUGCCGAAUGGGCAAGUACAAUCGACUACCACCCAGCCACCUCAAACGAUGCAUCAACCCAGUGACACCAAGGCUGCGGAAGAGAAAGAUUUGUCUACUUCGAACAUCCCUACAGAUGUUCCAGCAUUGUCUGUGCAGCCUCCGACCCCGGGCAUUGAAGAUGAGAAACCUUCCGAUCAAUGGUUGGUAGAGGUGCCUGGCGGUUUCCCCUCUGCUCCAGAAGAGAUGGUCCAAGCUGUGCCUCAGGCCACCACGCCUUCAACCAACGCCUCCAGCAACCCUAGUUCUGAAGCUCGAAAAUUCGGCCCUUCUGAGGCAGAACUCCGCAAAGCACAAGCCGCACCUGAGGAAGAAGAGUCGGCAUCUGAUGGCGAUAGCAUUUACAGCGAUGCGGAAGAAGAUCUUUCAGACAGAGAAGGCUAUGGUUCGAUUGAUGCCAUUGUAGAGAGCCCGAUUAUCGAAUCGCCCCGACUGCAGAAAAUUCAGACGCCUCCGCAGAGUCCGCUCGCCGAGAGGACCGAUCGACCACAGGCUGCUGAGCGCACGGCAUCGUGGGAUGAUACUCAGCAGCACUGGAGCGGUAUUGCACAGCAAAGUCGGCAAGUGAAAGCGGCUCCACUUCAAAAGACGCCCCAGCCGGCAACAGAGCAGCUACCACAGCCAGCACCGCAACGGGCAUCGCAGCAGGCCACACAGCGGUUACAGACUGUCACUGCUCCUGCAAAACCUAAGAAGAAAAAGAAGAGCAGCACUACCGCUACAGCCGGUGCUUUGGCUGCAGCCGUGCCUGUCGCCCGGCCGCCACCAGUCGACAGGACACAACCGACAUCCAUGAGGAGUUCGAUGAGACAGCCAGCUGCACCUCAAGCUAGCAAUAACGAAGCUGGCGCAAUGCGGACUUCCAUGCGACAAACUGGCAAUGCUCCAAAUCCUCGCGGCUUGCAAGCUUCUAAAUGGGCUACCGAACCGACGAGACCAAAACCACCGCCCCAGCCCGUUGCAGCACCAGCUUCUCCCGGCCGGGCUGCUCUGCAGAAGAAGUACAUUCCUCCGGCCAACACUGCUCCAACGGCCAAGCCAGCCUACAAGCCGCCCCCUCCGCCAACAAUUAACAACAGCGACUCCGACAGCUCCUUCAAGAAGGCUCGCAGGUCAAAGAAGUCCGCAGAUGGUAGCUACAACAUGCGACGCAGCAUGCGCAGCGCUGCGCAGGUUCCUCCCACACAACCCGGCGGACGUGGGGCAGUUCGAUCUCUGUCACCACCUGUGCGACGACCGUUUUCCCCGGCUGGGGACCAGCGCCCGAUGCGGACCAGCAUGCGUGGGUCAAUUGAGGCAGCCGCACCUACGCUAAGAGGCCCCAAGGAGCAAAAGCGGUCUUCGUCUUUGUUCGGAAAGCGAAAGGCUAAGAGCCCUAUGCGUGCCGGCCCCAUGCCACUGACAGCGGGCCUACGUUCGAGAAUCGGUGACUCAGACGACGAGGACGGUCCAAGACCGACUUCCUUCAGAUCCAGAUUCGAAGACUCGAGCGAUGAAGAGGGCGAUCCUCAGCCUUUGCGGCCCGUCCGAGGCAUUCCAAGAAGGCAUGACGAGGGCGACUCGACCGACCUGGAUGACAGCUCCGACGAGGAGAAGAAAAAAUCGCGACGCCAGUUGCAGCCUGCUAUCAAGAUUGAUACCACUGCAGCUCAACAAGCCGGACCCGCAGCAGAUGCUCCUCUAUCUCCUACUACGAUGAAGAAGAGGGGCCUCUUCUCCCGCUUUCGCAGCAAGAAAGAGGACAAGGGCAGCAGCCCGAAACCUCGGAAGGUCAAUACUGCGGCCGAUCCAAUCCCUGACAGCCGGCCAGGCACGAAGGAUGAUGAUACACCGUUCGAUGGUAACAUGGGCUUCGGCUCAAGCGCUGAAAGAGACGCCAUGAUUCGUCAGACAAUGGCCAAAUUGGAGGCUGCCAAACAAGAUCAGGAUGGCAACCCACCUGAUGUUGUCUCUGCUGACCCUGGCCCGGCGUCUUCGGCUGUUGGUUCUCCUGCAUCGUCCAAGGUCCCAAGGCCUACGUCCCCAGUUGCAGGCAAGUUGCAACGACGUCGGCCCGAACGUGUAAUGAGCGACUCGUGGCCACUGCCUGAUGUCCAAGCAAAAGAAAGCGAAGAUCGGCCAUCUACCAGUGCCGGUCCAGGCUCUUACAAGACGAACGGCAUGUCGAGCUUGCGGCCGGCACUCCACGAAAGGAAGCCAACCAACGAAACACUCAGCACCGACGGUGGUAGCCCAUUGACAGGUAGUAAGAGCAAGAAGAAGCGCUUCCCUAUGUUGCGCAAGGCCUUUGGGCUAAAGAGCUAG
Messenger RNA from Cyphellophora europaea CBS 101466, 4380 nucleotides. RefSeq lists its product as uncharacterized. Lineage: Eukaryota; Fungi; Ascomycota; Eurotiomycetes; Chaetothyriales; Cyphellophoraceae. The record is from RefSeq and is a predicted model, not a curated record. The transcript has a single exon. The coding region runs from base 1 to 4380 and encodes 1459 amino acids.